Messenger RNA from Camarhynchus parvulus, 9107 nucleotides. It is a transcript of the gene LGR5, whose product is annotated as leucine rich repeat containing G protein-coupled receptor 5. Lineage: Eukaryota; Metazoa; Chordata; Aves; Passeriformes; Thraupidae. Gene Ontology annotation, cellular component: membrane. Bases 3698 to 6202 code for a protein of 834 amino acids. Gene Ontology annotation, biological process: G protein-coupled receptor signaling pathway. Gene Ontology annotation, molecular function: protein-hormone receptor activity; protein binding; G protein-coupled receptor activity. The transcript has 18 exons. The record is from RefSeq and is a predicted model, not a curated record.
CCAUUAAUUUAAGUUGUAAAAGGAAAUAAUUUCUCAAAAGAGAACCCAUUUUUAUACUAGAAAGAGUGCAGUUCUUUCUAGUAUGAUUAUGCUGGUAUAAGCACAUGAAAAAUACGUGCCAGCCCAAUACAAAACACGAAGUCUCUCUAUUGGAGAUUUCUCCUUGUUAGGGUGGCUUAGAACAUCUCAACCCUGCUCCUUGACCUGAUUGUUUAAAGCUAGCUCAGGUAUUCCAGUAGUCUGCCUAUCUGAAGGGCAGCUGAUUAGUUACGAGCAAAGAAAAUGUGUGGAGACUAGAUGCAAGUAAUGUCAGUAUAGGAUUAAGGAUCUGGUAUUUAUAUAUAUUAAGACUGUUUUAUACCAGUCCAUGUGAAGGUAUCUCAUGAUGAAUAUGAAUUUUUAUUACUUAAGGAAAAAGAAAUCAUUACCUGAUGGAGAAAUACAGUGGUUUUAUGUGCAUUAUCUUUGUAAGAAUCAAGCUACGUAUUUCUUGGCACUUACUGUUGCAGAAAUGUGGAUGUUCAACCAGUCAGGGAAAGAUCUGACAGCUUUGUCAUUCCUCUGAGCUCUAUAGGAAGUGUUGGAAGAGACUGUCAGCCAGCCAGGAGCUGGCACAUCUAAAUGCUUUUUGUGUUUAACAAAACAAACUCUGUCAGAGACAUAAAGGGAAGAUGUGCAUAUAAAAAAAAUCCACAACUUUCUGUGUCUGAGGAAUGUUUACAAUAUUUACAUCCUAGGUAUAAGAUCAACCUGCAUUAGUCCAAGCCAAAACUUCCAACUGAAACCAGUUCUGCUUCAUCUUUCUUAUGUGCUUCUCCUCUGUAUUUGCGCUUGUGGAGGCACAAACACCAACGGAGUGAACCAGUUCAGGAAACUGAUUUCAAUUAAAACCAAUUCUUUUUCCUGCUGGAUAUUUUUUUAAAUAUAGAUCAGUUGCCAACUCUGGUUAAACAGCAUCUUUACAAAGAAUGAGCAGUUCUGGAUUAGGGGAGAAAUCAGGAGAAAUUCUUUUGGUAGCAACAUUGAAUGAAACUGAGCAUGUUGAUGAUAUGACAUCCAUUGGGUUGUCCAUGCAAUAAAGAGAAGAUUCUGUAGAUAAUUAUUUCAGCUAAGCAACAGCACAAAAAUGAUCAAAUCAGUACUUCAAAGUCGAACUCUAGUAGGUGUAAUGUAACAUAGCAUCAUUUCCUUUACUGGAACUCUUCAAUUGCUGUUCAACAACACCAUGUACAACUAAGCAGUGGUAAAAGCAGAAGUGACAGUGCUGUGCUAAAAUGAUUGGACAUGAUAAUAUUAAUGGUGUUCUCCAACCUAAACAGUUCUAUGAUUCUGAGUCUGUGAUUCAGCACCAAUGCAUAGGAAAAUGGAAACUUGUAGGAUAAGAGUAGCGAAGAAACUUACCAGCAUUUUACUGCUAAAUCAUCUGACAAAAAAAAAAAAAAGAAAAGAAAAGAUCAGUUGAGAUUAAAGGCAUGGACUCAUGCUGACUUUUAUUUUUGCCAUCUCCUUUACUAAACCAGAAUUUCUCCCAGAGUAUGUGUAUUUUGCAGUGAGCUAUUUUGGGAAUACCCAGUGUAUAUAUCCAUGACACCUGUUACAUUAUGUCACACAAAGUGGCAUUGUGCAGAGAUCUGAUGUUGCAAAAUUGGAACAGCCAUAGCAUCAUUCUGCUGUACCUGGGAUAAUUAGUCUCUCUGAAGAUACCUAACGUGGUAAUGCAUCUUCCAGCUCUGGACCCAGCUCACUGAGCUGUACCUUGGGGACCUUUGCACUGUGCAAUGUAGAUGUAUUUCCUGCCCUGAAUGCACAGAUCUGUUGUGCACAGAUCUCCAGAUACUCAUGCCUACACCAUCACUGUUGAAAUGUGUUUAUAGUAGAUGCUCUCAAAGCUCUUUGGAUUUAAAUUCUUCAAAUCCGUGCUGUGGAAUUGAGUUGAGGCAAGUUAGGAUGCACAAAAUAAAUUACUUAUUCUGUAUCUUGUUACGAAUGAAAUCAGGCUAAUCAUGAUUAAUUUUCACUCUCAGCAGGCUCACAGAAGUUAUCUUGGAAAUUUUGGUGAAGAUGAGUUUUAAAAUUUGUUUACAUAACAUAUAAUCUGUGAUGUACAUAAUUUAUGGUUAGAUAUUCAGACCAAUUCACUACUGGUGAGCUGUAAUAGUUAAUUUAGAAAUUUGCACUUUAUAACUUUAAGUUUAUAUUUUGAAUCUUUGUUUACGCUCAGAUAUAUUUUGAAUUAGUUUCUGCUGUAGACAAGGUGUAGCAUGAUGAUCAAACUAUGCUGUGCUUUUUGUACAUGUUCUCCUCUCAUAUAAAUAACCAUAAUUUAGAAACAGCCUCAUUGAAAUCAGAAGGAUGAAAUUAUAGACAGGGAAUUAGAAGAAAACUGGACACCCUGUUUCUAAAAUGGAUGAAUGUGUCCAGUCAUUUAGGAGAAGAAAAAAACCCAAAAAAUAAUAAAAAGGAAAAAAGAAGUAUUUUUGUCAUUUAUCGAGUAAAUAGUUGUAAAAAUAAGCAGCAACUGGAGUGGCAGAAAAUAUUCUGAAACCAAGGAUUUCUUUCCCCCAGACUUGGUUACGUCUCAUACAUAUCUCUUGUCAAUUUAAUUGUGCUAUUCUUCAUCAAAAUAAGAUAAACAGUACUUGAUAAACAAAUAAGUAAUGAAAAAUACAAUAAACAUGCCAGUAGUUGUCCUCAUAAAUUUCAAUAAAAACUGGUAUUAUUUUCCUGUCGUAUAUUGUUUCAGUAUUUGAACAAGAUUAAUCAUGUAUGCAGUACUCAUAUAAUCUGUUUGACCUAGUGCUGCAGAAACAAGCAGUAACGCACAAAGUAAAAAUGUACUAAUACAAUCUGUGGGCAUGGGUGGAAGAGGAAUUCCAUCCAGUCCUCUUUUAACUGCUUCUGCUGGCUUCUGUAUUAUUAAAUACUCCCUUAGUUAUUCCAGUUUUCAAUAUGUGAGCUAAGUACAGCAAAUGAUUGACAUCUUGGAAUGUUUUCGUAACUUACCCUGGUAAUUAUUCCUUAGAAAACUGAGUGUUCACCCUCAAAUGAACAGCCAUGAAUCAGCUUUGAAAUGAAAUGGUUAAUUUUAUCUAGUGGGCAUCAUGAAUUUGAUAUUUAAAAAAAACCAAACAAACAGAGAGCCAGAAUCUUUUUAGCUAAAAUGAUAUGUCAGAUACUUGUCAGAUUAAUUCAGCACUGGGUGCGUAUCUUUGAUCUUUACUUUCUUUUUUUGUCCCUAAUUGUUUGCUCUGACCUGCUCCCUCUGCUGGAGUCUUGGAUAAACUGAAUGGCAAAAUUGUUUCCUGAAAAGAUUAAUCAUGCACAUACUGUUUGCUUUACAAAUGUUCUGCAGUCCAGAUAUAAGUAAGACUUGGAUGGUUGUUUAUAUGGAUGAAUUGCCUGUGUUCAGGAAUAAUGCAUGGUGUUUAAAAUCACUCUGUUACAGAGCUUCUGCGGUAAUAAGCCAAAUUUUGCUGUCUGUGACAUCAGAGGAACUCAGUGACAGGUGUUGGAAGUGCAAAAGUCUGGCCAAAGCAUUUGUUACUUUGUGUUGAAUCCAGAUGUGACCUAUCAGCCUGUUUGCCAGGAUCCAGUAUUAUAUGGGCCAAUACACAACAGCACAGAAGACAUGUAGACGGAGCCCUCCUGACCUCACAGGAUCACCUUUGAGAUUUCCCUAAAUUCAAGUGAUCUCAGUAUGAACAACAUUACUAAGCUGCCCUCAAACCCUGUGCACAAUCUGCGCUUCCUGGAAGAGCUACGUCUUGCAGGAAAUGGCUUGACAUACAUUCCUAAGGGAGCGUUUGCUGGCCUUUUCAGUCUUAAAGUGCUGAUGCUGCAGAAUAACCAGCUACGGCAGGUUCCUACCGAAGCACUCCAGAACCUGCGCAGCCUGCAGUCUCUGCGUCUGGAUGCCAACCACAUCAACUAUGUACCCCCCAACUGCUUCAAUGGCUUGGUCUCCCUUAGACACCUGUGGCUAGACGAUAAUUCCUUGACAGAAAUUCCUGUCCAAGCUUUUAGGAAUUUACCAGCACUUCAGGCAAUGACAUUGGCACUGAAUAAAAUUCAUUACAUACCGGACUAUGCCUUUGGAAACCUCUCCAGUUUGGUAGUUCUACAUCUCCAUAACAAUAGAAUCUAUUCCCUGGGAAAGAAAUGCUUUGAUGGGCUCCACAGCCUAGAGACAUUAGAUUUAAAUUACAACAGUCUGGACGAGUUCCCCACUGCUAUCAGGACACUAACAAACCUAAAAGAGCUGGGAUUUCAUAGCAAUAACAUCAAGUCAAUACCUGAGCGUGCAUUUGUGGGUAAUCCUUCACUUAUUACAAUACAUUUUUAUGAUAACCCUAUCCAGCUCGUUGGAAAAUCUGCUUUUCAACACUUACCAGAACUAAGAACUCUGACUUUAAAUGGUGCUUCACAGUUAACAGAGUUUCCUGAUCUGACAGGGACUACAAGUCUGGAGAGUUUGACACUCACAGGAGCACAGGUCACCUCUCUCCCCAAAUCAGCUUGUGACCAGUUACCUAAUCUCCAAGUGCUGGAUCUGUCUUAUAACCUACUGGAAGAUUUACCCUGUUUUACUGCGUGUAAAAAACUCCAAAAAAUUGACUUGCAUCACAACGAAAUCGCUGAAAUCAAAGCAGACACGUUUCGGCAGCUGGCUGCUCUUCGCUCUCUGGAUUUAGCUUGGAACAAAAUUAAAACUAUUCACCCCAAUGCCUUCUCCUCUUUACCAUCUCUGAUCAAACUGGAUGUGUCAUCCAACCUUUUGUCCUCUUUUCCUGUGACGGGGCUACAUGGUUUAACUCAUUUAAAAUUAACAGGAAAUCAUGCCCUACAAAGUUUGAUAACAUCUGAAAAUUUUCCAGAACUCAAGGUCAUGGAAAUGCCUUAUGCCUAUCAGUGCUGUGCCUUUGGAGCUUGUGAGAACCACUACAGAAUCUCCAGCCAAUGGAACAAGGAUGAUAAUAGCAGCCUUGAUGACUUUCAUAGAAAGGAUUCUGGACUGUUACAAAUUCAAGAUGAACGUGAUUUUGAGGACUUUUUUCUUGACUUUGAAGAAGAUUUGAAAUCUCAUCAUUCAGUGCAAUGCUCACCUUCUCCAGGUCCCUUCAAACCAUGUGACCAUCUGUUUGGUAGCUGGCUGAUCAGAAUUGGAGUGUGGACCAUAGUGGGUUUGACCUUUAUUUGCAAUGCACUGGUGUCUGCUACAGUUUUCAGGUCUCCAUUGUAUAUGUCCUCCAUAAAACUUUUGAUUGGUUUAAUGGCCAUUGUAAAUGCCCUGAUGGGCCUGGCCAGCGGGAUACUGGCUGGCGUGGAUGCAUCCACUUUUGGUAGCUUUGCUCAGUACGGAGCACAAUGGGAAAGUGGAAUUGGCUGCCAAAUAACUGGCCUUCUCUCCAUUUUUGCUUCAGAGGCUUCCAUAUUCCUCCUUACCCUAGCUGCACUUGAACGUGCAUUCUCUGCAAAGCAUGCUACAAAGUUUGAAACAAAAUCCUCUGCUGCUAGCAUAAAAAUCGCCAUUUCCUUUUGCUUCAUGUUGGCACUAAUCAUUGCAGUGAUACCCCUUCUCACUGGGAGUGAUUAUGGGGUUUCUCCGCUCUGUUUGCCACUCCCCUUUGGAGAGUCCACUGCUAUGGGCUACAUGGUAGCACUGGUAUUGCUGAACUCCCUUUGCUUUCUGGUAAUGACUGUUGCUUAUACAAAGCUCUACUGUAGUUUAGAAAAGGGAGAACUAGACAACAUUUGGGAUUGCUCUAUGGUCAAACAUAUAGCCUUGCUACUUUUUACUAAUUGCAUUCUUUAUUGCCCUGUGGCCUUCUUAUCUUUUUCCUCCUUACUAAACCUCACUUUUAUCAGCCCAGAAGUGAUUAAGUCAAUACUUCUAGUGAUUGUCCCACUGCCAGCAUGCCUAAACCCACUGCUUUAUAUACUUUUCAAUCCACAUUUUAAGGAGGAUUUGGGAAGUCUGCGAAAGCAAACUUUGAUAUGGAGGAGAUCAAAACAUGCCAGCCUGAUCUCUGUGAAUUCAGAAGACAUAGAAAAACAAUCUUGUGACUCAACACAGGCAUUGGUAACCUUCACAAGUGCCAGCAUAUCAUAUGAUAUGCCCACCAGCAGUUCCCUAAUGCCACCCUCUUAUCAAAUGACAGAAGGCUGCAGUCUUUCGUCAGUUGCAUUUGUUCCCUGUCGCUAGUUGCAGAAACAGUACAGAAAAUACCUCUGUUUACAAAAUUUUUACUCCCAAAAGUAAGUGUGAAUGUGUGCAUACGAGUGUAGAGUGCCUCUAAAUUAUUACAACACACCUCAGAAAACAGACAAUGACAAAACUUGCAGCAGACUGAAAAUCCAGUACUUGAGCCUGCUCAGCCUGCUCCCGAAAUGCUGGGAUGAAGAGAAGAAAUGAAACCUGGUAAAGUUUGUGCUGUUAUAUCAGCUGCUCUCUUUUGAAGUAGCACUACUCAGAAAGGGCAUCAGUUGGUCAAGAACAAAAAUAGCAUAUAUAAGUUGUAAUACUUUUUCAAAGCAUCACCUGAUGCUUUGAGUUUUCAGGGGUUGGGUUAUUCCUGUUUAUUGCAAUUUGGUUUUAAUAAUAGUUUUUCAGGGCUGUGAUUGUUUUUUCUAAGCAUUUGUGUAUGGCAUUUGUUCAGCAAGGUAUCUAAAUGGAAGAGUAGUCCUGUUCAAGUCCUAGAUGUUUCUGCAGAAUACCCUUUAAUGAAGUUCCAUGUUUGACAAAGCUGAUUAAAUGGUUUAACUGGCACUGGGUUUGGAUUUUGGAAGUCAUCUAACUUGACAAAACAUUUUUAAUUGUCAGCAAAAGCUGAAAAAUUAACAUGAUGUGAAAGAAGUUAAUCAAAAUCCUGUCAAGCAUUUAAAAUGUAAUUGUAAAUGGCAAGACAUUGUCACAUGGGUAUUUCUCUAAUGAAGUUCUGCACAGUUUGGUCCUGAAUUGCUUUCAUGCCAGUAGAAUUACUCCCAGAAUUACUGAUGAUAAAAUUGACAGAUGAUUUGUUUAAUCAGAAGGUGGAAAAUACUGCAUAGAAAGUCAUCAAUAUAAAAAAUUGGCAGGCUGAGAACUUUUAAAGGACACCAAAGGCACUCAGACAGAAACGUUAAUUUAAGGUAAUUUGUCUAGGAACAAAAACUGUAAUCCUGCUCAUGCCAUGAUCUCUGUCUCAUGAAAUAGUGACUCUAGAAAGCUGCUAGUUUAGUCACUAGUCAGUUGAAGGUUUAGAGGUCACCAUAUCCUUUUGGAUAAGGAUAGCCAAUAUCCUUAGCCAAGGCAAUAUCAAGUAGGAGUGAAGAGGUUGUGUGAUCUGUGUUCUUAGCACUGAUGCAAGCACUCCUGGGAUAUUUCAAACACUUAUUGCAUUCACAUGUUGUAAAGAACAUUGUGAAAUUGGAAAGGAUAUGAAAAUCAUAAAUUUAAAAGAACUUAAGAAAUAGGUGAUUUUAUCACAGUUUAUAAGUUGCUACUUCAGGGAUACAGAAGUUUGAAGGCAGAGGACUACUCAUCUGAGAGUAGAAUCUGGUAUGCUUAACUGGAAAUUGACAUUAGGGACAUGCAGCAUAGAAAUAAAGGUAAAAAAUGUUGAUAGAGAUGGUCAUUAGCUAGUGAAAUUACUGUCACCAAAACUCUCUAAAUUCAUAUUGGAUGUAUUGCCAAAAAAUAUACUGGAGCAGCUGUUGAAAUCCAGGGACUUCUGAUGGCUUUAGUUUAGGAAAAAGCUUGAUUACGUUAACAGAGUUCUCUGACUUUAAAUCUGUUAAUACUUUGCUGAAUCAAGGCAUGUAUGUUUACACAUCAGAAGCAUCCCAGUUAGAAAGAAAAGACUUCAGUCCUUGCCAAGUCUACUGUUAAAAUAUCUCAGACAACAGAGCCACCUAGAAUAUAAUUCUUUGACCUCAUCCAAGCCAUCAGGGGAUAUCCCAGUAUUCUUUUCUCAGAGCUGGCAGCUUUUGCUUAAGUAAGCUGAUCAUUUGAGACAGAAAAAUGCACAAAUUUACCUAUUUUUGUUUUUGUUAAAAAGAGCUCCCCGAGGAGUUACAUUUAAUAGUCCAGUGUUCACUGCGCAGUUAAUGGCCACUCAGCCUCCAGGUGAAUGAGACUAAUUUUUUAACAUUAGAAAGGUUAGGCUAGGCCCAGCAAUUAAGGUAAUCUGUUACAGAUGAUCUCUGUUAUUCAUCUGUUCCUGUAUAUAAAACUUCCUGGGACUCCAAGGAUGGAUUUUCACAAUGAAGAAUUUGCUGCCAACAGUGCAAAUGCCUUAAUUUUCUUGUCCAUUCACACUGACAUAUUUUUAGUUUUGCAGUUACAGAUGGCACCAGUUGACUUUGGCUGACAUGUUCAUCCUUCAGGGAAAAAAAAUGAACCAAUUCCGAAAUUAUGUAUGAUAAAGUCAGCUGGGUACUUAUCUUAAUCCUUUAUCUGUUGUGGCUUUUGAAGCAGUGCAGCACACAGCUGCAGAAACGAUGCCUGAAACCACUUUGGAUUAAACAGAGGAUCAGUCAACCAUUGCACAAUACCUAUUACCAUGUUUACUUAGCUUUAAUUUAACUGGGGUCCAUCUGUGCUGCUCUGCUUAAUGUCAGUGAGGUUCCUUUCAGCUUGCUAUAUUUAAGAAGUUUGUAAAGAAAUUUGAGAAGCAAAAUAAUGUUGUAAUUCUGAAGGCUAGUUAAAAAAAGCUUCUUUUAUCAGAACUUUUCUAGCUUGCAGAAGGUCCUAAAGGCUUUGUGACUUAUUUUUAUAAGCAUGUUUGAAAUAUUUUGAUCAGAUAUUUUUAACUUGAAAUUGUUAAAAUACAUUUAACAGAUUUUUAAAGUAAAAUGUGUAAAUAUAGAACUGUAUUUAUUAUUACAGUGAAAUGCAACUACGGUAAAGGACAUGAGAUUAAGCCCUGUACAGUUUCACAUUGAUAUUUGCUAUAUUUUCUGCUCAUAUAUGUUACUAGAUUCAUUAUCUGUAAAUAAUAUAAUGUAAAUGUGUAGUGAUUGUAAAUAGGUGACAUGCUUUCUUUUCUAUCAGUGUUCUGAACACAUGUAAGUUGUAAUAAAAUGUGACUACACAGUAAAGAGCAUUUAAUCAUGACCCAACACCUCAC